This is a messenger RNA of Benincasa hispida (wax gourd), 1225 nucleotides long. Its product is annotated as trans-resveratrol di-O-methyltransferase-like. Lineage: Eukaryota; Viridiplantae; Streptophyta; Magnoliopsida; Cucurbitales; Cucurbitaceae. Gene Ontology annotation, molecular function: O-methyltransferase activity; protein dimerization activity. The record is from RefSeq and is a predicted model, not a curated record.
UUGUGGGUGAUCACAUAAUGGGAGAAAACAAAGAAUUGCUCCAAGCUCAAGCUCAUAUCUGGAAUCAUACAUUCAAAUGCAUCAACUCCAUGUCUUUGAAAUGUGUUGUUGAGUUAGGCAUACCAGACAUUAUCCACAACCAUGGCCAACCCAUGAGCCUUUCCCAAUUAGUUGAAGCACUCCAUAUUCAUCCCUCCAAAGCUCAAUGUCUCGGCCGUCUUAUGCGUCUCCUCCUUCAUUCUGGCUUCUUUGCACAAACUCAAUCCGGCUUCUUCUCUCUCACACCAUCCUCUCGCCUUCUCCUCAGCCAAAACCACAAGACAAUAUUUGACACCAAAACCUUAUUGCUUCUAUUUCUAAGCCCACUCAUGAUGGCUCCAUGGCAAACCAUGAGCAACUGGCUAUGUGCCAGUACUCAAGAUUAUUCCACUGCUUUUCAAAUGGCAAAUGGGAAAUCUAUAUGGGAUUAUGUUAUACAAGAAGAAGAAAGUUAUGGUUUUGGGAAGCUAUUCCAUCAAACAUUGGUGUGUGAUUCUCAAUUAAUUGGGAAAGUGGUGACAAGUGAAUGUGGGGAGAUGUUUGAGGGGUUAUCGUCGUUGGUUGAUGUUGGUGGAGGUGCUGGCACUAUGGCUAAGGUCAUUUUGGAGGCAUUCCCACACCUCACUUGCAUUGUGCUUGAUCUACCUCAAGUUGUUGCUAAUCAAAAGCCUCAACAACCCAUAAAAAAUCUCAACUUCAUUGAAGGUGACAUGUUUGAAAAAAUUCCACCAGCAAAUGCAGUCCUUUUGAAGUCAAUUCUACAUAGUUGGAAUGAUGAAGAAAGCAUCCAAAUAUUGAAGAAUUGCAAAGAUGCAAUUCCAAGUAGAGCUGAGGGAGGGAGAGUAAUAAUAAUAGAGAUGGUGCUGGAUCAAAAAGAGAGAGACAUGGAAUCAAUUGAAACUCAACUGUGUUUUGAUGUGUUAAUGAUGACAACUUUCAGUGGUAGAGAAAGGAAUGAGAGGGAAUGGAAGACUCUUUUCUUAGCCGCUGGUUUUAGUGACUACAACAUAAUCCCUAUAUUGGGUUUAAGGUCUCUCAUUGAAGUGUACCCUUAACAAUUCAACCCCCUUUCCCAAGUCUCAUAUCCUUUAAUAACAUCCCAUUGCCUUGCAAAUCCAUAUAUAUAUAUAUAAUAAUGUGAAAUAAUUGUAUUCAUAGCCAUGGAAUCAUCCAUAUAUUACAAAGU